This is a messenger RNA of Phacochoerus africanus (Common warthog), 951 nucleotides long. RefSeq names its product olfactory receptor 51H1-like. Gene Ontology annotation, biological process: G protein-coupled receptor signaling pathway. Bases 1 to 951 code for a protein of 316 amino acids. The record is from RefSeq and is a predicted model, not a curated record. Gene Ontology annotation, molecular function: G protein-coupled receptor activity; olfactory receptor activity. Lineage: Eukaryota; Metazoa; Chordata; Mammalia; Artiodactyla; Suidae. Gene Ontology annotation, cellular component: membrane. The transcript has a single exon.
AUGCUGAACCCUAAUGCAUCACAUGCCGCCCACCACAGUUUCAUUUUGACAGGUAUCCCGGGAAUGCCGGAUAAAAACCUGUGGAUGGCCUUUCCCCUGGGAUUUCUCUACACCCUAACUCUCCUGGGAAAUGGCACCAUCCUAGCUGUCAUCAAGGUAGAUCAGAGCCUCCACGAGCCCAUGUACCAUUUCCUCUCUAUCUUGGCUUUGACUGACGUUAGUCUCUCCAUGUCCACCUUGCCCUCCAUGCUCAGCAUCUUCUGGUUUAAUGCCCCUGAGAUUCCCUUUGAUGCGUGCAUCACACAGAUGUUCUUCAUCCAUGGAUUCGGAGUGGUAGAAUCAGGCGUAUUAGUGUCCAUGGCCUUCGACAGAUUUGUGGCCAUCCGAGACCCACUACGCUAUGCGUCCAUCCUCACCCAAGGCAUCAUUGGCAAGAUUGGAGUAGCUGUCGCCACUCGUGCAAUCUGUGUGGUCUUCCCUGUGCCCUUCCUUAUAAAGCGGCUGCCCUUCUGCCGUUCCAAUGUCUUGUCUCAUUCCUACUGUCUCCACCAAGAUGCCAUGAGGCUGGCCUGCGCCAGCACCCGCAUCAACAGCCUCUAUGGCCUCAUCGUAGUCAUCUUCACACUGGGGCUUGAUGCCCUCAGCAUUCUCUUUUCUUACGUGCUCAUCCUGAAGACAGUGCUGAGCAUCGCCUCCCGAACUGAAAGGCUUCAAGCGCUCAACACCUGCCUCUCUCACAUCUGCGCUGUGCUCCUCUUCUACGUUCCUCUCAUUGGCGUCACCAUGGUCCACAGAUUUGGGAAGCACCUGUCGCCUGUGGUGCACACUCUCAUGGCCAACGUCUACCUCUUGCUGCCCCCUGUCCUGAACCCCAUUGUUUACAGCGUGAAGACCAAGCAGAUUCGGAGCAGGAUCGCCCACGUGUUCCAGAGGACAAGGAACGGGGUCUAG